Messenger RNA from Elgaria multicarinata webbii, 1072 nucleotides. Its product is annotated as major histocompatibility complex class I-related gene protein-like. Gene Ontology annotation, cellular component: external side of plasma membrane. Lineage: Eukaryota; Metazoa; Chordata; Lepidosauria; Squamata; Anguidae. Gene Ontology annotation, biological process: immune response. The transcript has 7 exons. The coding region runs from base 85 to 1050 and encodes 321 amino acids. The record is from RefSeq and is a predicted model, not a curated record.
CAUCUCUUGCUGUAUCCAUCUGUUUUUCUGCUUCUGGGAGGAUGCUUUGGCUUCUCUUCACAUUCCUUGCACUUUUUGGUGGUAAUGUGGGACUCUGGCCAAGGGGCACCGACAUUUCUGCUUUCGGCAUACCUGGAUGACCAAUUUUGGAGUUAUUACGACAGCAGCACGAAGCGGGCCCUUCCUCGAGGACCCUGGAUAAAGAAAGCUGAGGAAGACCCCUCCUUUUGGGACAUCUACACUGAGCAAGCAUCACGUGUGGAGCUGCGUCACAGGCGUCACCUGCUCGUCCUGGGGAAACACCACAACCAGAGUGAGGGGGUUGUCAUCUGGCAGAAGAGGUUCGGCUGCGAACUGGGCGAGGACAAGAGCAAAAGAGGGUAUGACCGGUGCGGCAACAAAGGGAGGGAUUUCAUGACCUUUGACUAUGAAGCCCUCACCUGGAUUGCACUUGAUGCAGAUGCAGAAGUGAUGACCAGGGUGUGGAAUGCUGACCCAGCCUUUAUCCAGAAAAAGAUUGUGCAGCACGAGGACUGCAUUCAGAUGCUGCAGCGACUCUGGGAAUAUGGGAAGGAAGCUGUGCUGAGAAAAGAGCCCCCGGCAGUGAAGGUGUCACGCAAGGUGAGCUACGACAGCCUGGAGACCCUCACCUGCCGUGCCCACGGCUUCUACCCCAAAGAGAUCAAUGCCACCUGGAGGAAGGACGGGAAGCCUUGGGAGCAGGAGACCUCUUCUGGCGGUGUCGUCCCCAACUCAGACGGCACCUACCACACUUGGAUCAGUGUCAAGAUUGAACCCAAGGAUAGGGACCGCUACUGGUGCCAUGUGGAACAUGCUGGCCUGUUGGAGCCUCUGGAUCUGCCCAGGCAGGAGUCUGCCUCAGUGGGUCGCUUUGUGGGAGUCUUCUUCGGGGUCAUGGCUGCCAUACUAAUGGUGGCUGGCAUCAUAUUUUACAGGAACAAACAGCAGGAUGGCUGCAAAGGCACAUCAACAAGUAAUGGUCAGACAGCUCUGGCCGUAGAAAAAGCGAGGGAAUCCCAUCCUGAAUAACAAGAGGAUUUCCGCAUCUGGG